Molecule: messenger RNA, 1799 nt
Organism: Moneuplotes crassus
Lineage: Eukaryota; Ciliophora; Spirotrichea; Euplotida; Euplotidae
Source: the annotation of a GenBank genome assembly
UAAAAAUGAAAAUUUUGAGUUCUCUACUCCUUGUUUUCAUCGUCCUCUUUUCUGCAGUGAAAGGGGUGCAUGCUGAAGACGAGAUCGACGGAGGAAUAAUGCUUAGGAUUACCAAUCAAUUCCUGGAAACAGUUAAGACAGAGUUAAUCAAUGAGAUAUUUACUCACUUCAGACCUACAGACAGGAGCUAUGCAAAUAGCACUGAUUUGGAUCUGUUCAAAGUCUUCUAUGAAAUUACAGACAUAGAUCUGGAUGACUUCGGAAUGGACUACAGGAAAUCCUCUAUUAGAUUCCAAGAAGAGAAGCCAAAUAUUCUGAUUGACUUGGUAGAUUUCAAAACAAACCUUGAUUUCAACUUUAAUGUUACUGCUAGACCUAAAUUUUAUGAUGACGUUGGUGAAGGAGCAGUUCAUUUUGAAUUCGAUAAGUUCAGAAUUGGACUAACUAUCUUCGAAAUUGAAGGAGCUUUCCAAUUCAAGAUUGAUGAAAUCAAUGCUGAACUCAAAGAGGAUGCAAGUGGAAGUUAUUUCAAUGGGACAGGAGAUCUAUCUUUUGCUUUGAAUCAAGCAGCAGUAUUGCUCCAAGGUCAAUUAUUGCAGAAUCCAAAUGAAACACUUGCUCAGAUUGUAAAUCUUGCUCUUCCGUCAAUCAAUUCUGCUCUUGCAAGAAAUGGAUGUGAAGAAGACUUUGGACCAAUGGUAUUCAAUUGGUGUGCUAUGCAACAGCCGAUUUUUACAGAUAAUGAUCUUGUCCUUGUUUUCAAGGGAGAGGCAUCCCCAAAUGUUGAUACUAGAUUUGGCUAUCCUGAGCUAAGAAAGAUCCCAUACAAAUUUGAUCGUAGCUUGAAGGACAUUUCUUUGUUCAUCUCCGACUACACCUUGAAUACUACUCUUUGGUCUGCUUAUUACAACGAUUUACUCAAAUAUGAUUUGAGAACAUUAGGAACAGCAGAAGAAGGAAAACCAGCUCCUCCAAUUCCAGCCUCUACUUUGUUCAUUCUUUUCCCAGAGUUGCACAAGCAUGUUGAGAAGGACACUCCUCUCAGUAUUUUUGUUCAUGCAGUAGAUGACGUUACUCCAACACUCAAGAUAAUUAAUGGAGAGACUACUGCAGAUCUUGUUGUUCAAGUCAGCUUUGCUACUUUAGAUAGCCAAGGCAAUAGGGAUCCUUUCCUUGAAGUAAAGUCUAACAUGAACGUAGUUGCCAAUUUCAGAAUUGAUUCUCCUUUCACUUUUAAAACUGAUAUCAGCAAAAUGAGAUUCAAAGCAGAUGAAUUAAGCUUGGAUAAAUUCGUCAUCACUAAUGUCAGAGAUCUGAACUCUAUUAUCGGAACAAUGUCUGGAUUUGUCAGAAAUUUUGUAAACAGACAAUUCUCAGGCAUGAAAUUCAAAGAGUUUGAUCUAUCAUUUAUCAAGAUGAAUGUUGAAAGAACAGUUCUCAAAGAAGUAGAUAGAUAUAUCUAUGGAUCAAUGGCUCCCAGAUUUGAGAGUGCUAGCACCAUUGAGCCCCUUGAAUCUCACCAAGUUAUUAGUAAAUUUAAUAUCAAGCCUGCUACUCAUGAUGACAAGAUAAAUGCUUUGUCUGAGUUGAUCAAAUAUACCCCACUGUAUGCUUCUCUGCAGGAAUUCACAAAGAACCAUCAUCUCUAUGAAGCUAUUGGACAUGCUGCAGGAGCCGGCUUAGGAAUGAACUUAGAGCAUGAUUUCCAUGAAGAUGCUCCAUUACCAAAAGAGAGAACUGAAGAUUACUCCUAAAUUAAGACCUAUGCUAAGUAUAUCAAUAGACUUUGGUUAUAUUUA